Molecule: messenger RNA, 588 nt
Organism: Fragaria vesca subsp. vesca
Lineage: Eukaryota; Viridiplantae; Streptophyta; Magnoliopsida; Rosales; Rosaceae
Product: RCC1 and BTB domain-containing protein 2-like
Exons: 3
Coding region: 1-588 (195 amino acids)
Source: RefSeq, a predicted model, not a curated record
AUGCAUGAGCACCAGAACAGCUGUGAUGAGCUUCGGCGACGGCAACCACGGCGCUCUGGGGUUACCCACGUCCUUAAUGGGCCUGGUGUCGACGCCUACGAGCCCACACGGGUCCCUUCUCUCCCUUCCGACAUCACCGCCGUCACCGCCGGCCAUUAUCACUCCCUGGCGGUCACCUCUCAAGGUCAGCUUUGGGCCUGGGGAAGAGACCUCGAGGCCCAGCUCGGCCGUGGUGGUCCUUCUCCCAGAGAUUCGUGGAAUGAACCGAGGAGAGUAACGGGAUUGGAUCGAGUAAAUGUGUGUUCUGCAUUUGCGUCUGGUGUCAUUUCUGCGGCUAUUGGAGAUGAUGGUUCUCUGUGGGUUUGGGGAAAGUCGAAGCGUGGCCAGCUUGGUCUGGGAGAGCAAGUCAUGGAGGCUGUGGUGCCUUCCCGAGUUGAAGCGCUUGCCGGUGAGAAAAUUACUAAGGUUGCACUUGGUUGGGGGCAUGCUCUUGCAUUGACUGAGGAUGGAAAGUUGUUUGGUUGGGGUUAUUUUGCUGACGGUAGGAUUAAAGAAUUUUUGGAGACUUCUCAACUGGAAUCUACUUGA